Messenger RNA from Halichondria panicea, 1489 nucleotides. RefSeq lists its product as uncharacterized. The record is from RefSeq and is a predicted model, not a curated record. NCBI's taxonomy places the organism in Eukaryota, Metazoa, Porifera, Demospongiae, Suberitida, Halichondriidae. The transcript has 4 exons. The coding region runs from base 227 to 871 and encodes 214 amino acids.
CUUACAUCAGCAAAAAGUAGCAAAACAAGAAAUGUGAAGGGCUGUUCUAGCAAAGAAAGAGACUCUUGCAGGUUCUCUAAAGGUAGGUAGAUGAAAACUACACUAUUAUAGUACAUACUCAUCAAAAAUCAGACAUAGCUAAAAGCCUCAAGCCUGAUCACGUGCAACUACGAUUGACAAUUUAUCACACUCAUGGCCCAAAAACAAGAAAGAGACUCUAAAAGAAAUGAGUGGUGAUACAGACAGAGGGUAUGUCAGCCCAAACUCUCUUAAACUGAAAGAUGUCUACACAGCACUAUAUGAUGCGACUGAUAAAUGGUUUAAUAUGGGCCUUCAACUUAACGUAGACCCAAAUGAUCUAAAACGGAUUUUAAAUGAGGGCACCCUCCAAAACAAUACAGAGAGACUGCGUGAGAUGCUCACUGCGAGGCUAGACCAAGGAGAUUUGACAUGGGAUCAGAUUACAGAGGCUCUAGAAAAUCCUACUGUUGGCAAAAAAGUUAUUGCCGAUAAAAUAACAAAGAAAUACAUCACACCACAACUUGCAACUACUACACUACCAGUAGAAGGAGCAAAUAGCAUGCCAGUAAUGUCCCCGGUAACUAGCACAGCAACAGGACUCACAACGGAGACUCACACUACAACUACCACCACUCCUACCAAUAUGCAAUUACAUGUGUCUAUGAAUUCCAAGCAACCUACCACUCCCAUUGCAAACACACCACAAGCCUCAAGCACAAAUAACAGUAUUACACCAGAAGCCAGUGGUACUCAGGAAAGAGGUCACUCCAGUACUGCUCAAAUGGGAAAGAAGAGGCCAACCAGCAGCACUUCACCAGAAGCGCUUCAAAACAGCAGAAUAUCAUGGUGAAGAAACGUUUGCCAAUAAAUGCAUUCAUUGUAAAAUACCGAAGAGUUUUUUUCGAUGCAAUUGUGGAAAAAAGGAAAUUGGAAAAGGUAAAGUAAGAUUUGAAGACAAUACUGGUCUAUCCUGUAGUGACUGCACAUACCAGGCUUGCACUAACUGUGGGAAAAUCAGCCAGUACAACUCUGAUAAGGUCACUAGCGGCAACAUACGCAUGCUAAAUGUGGUGGAACAAUAACUCUCACUAUUAACCGAGAAAACAAAAGCCAUGUUAAAAACGAGUGCACAAAGCGAAUGAGGCCAUGUAAAUACGUGUGGGCAGGUUGCACACACGAGGGAGCUGGAGAUGAGAUAGAACAACAUAAGAGAGAAGUCGGAGUACAUAACCUAGCUGCUAUUGACAAACUACACGAGCGUAUUGAAUCGAUCGAAGCCAAAUUGAAUGCUAAAACACUACAACCCUCACUACCUCGAGGAGUUGAAUAACUUCUAAUUGAACACUGUACUUGAGUUAACUUACAUGUAUUUGGAGACACAUUAGUUCAGUAUUGUAUAGUUAAUCACAUCAUUUAUCGUUUUUUGUAUAUACUAGGUUCCCCUCUUCUCUGAUUUUGAUUUACGACA